Caenorhabditis angaria is the source of this 2916-nucleotide messenger RNA. The record is from the annotation of a GenBank genome assembly. Lineage: Eukaryota; Metazoa; Nematoda; Chromadorea; Rhabditida; Rhabditidae.
AUGGAUCCUCAAGUGGGAGGAGGAGGAAAACGAUUAAAGAAGGAUGCAAAAUCCACGUCAACAACGCUGAAAACAUCAGCAACAAAAUCUACGCUAGCAACACCAGCGACUACGCCAACAACGGGUGCAACAAAAUCGACGCCAACAACUGCCACAGCAACCGCAACGACGAAAAAUACGCCAAAAACGACUGCAAAGACUGCAAAACCAGCAAAGAAAAAAGCAAUAUCAGAACAAGGAUAUGAUCCAGAAGAAGGUCCGCCUGGAAGAAGUCUCUUUAUCACCAUUGGAAUUUGGUUUUUGGUCAUAAUUCUAAUCGCAGGAGGUGUUAUGUUUGGACUUAUCCUAACUCAAUCCGAAAUCGACGACACUCCUAAGAAAAUCUUGCAACAACACAAAGAAGGUAUGAUUAUUUAUUCUAGAAAAUAGAUAUCUCAAAUUCAAACUAUUCAUUCUUUCAGAUACAGUCAAAUCUAUCGACAAAGCUAUUCAAGUUGUUCAAACCUUUCCGGAUUUGUUUGAUGAUUUUGCGCUUGAACAAAUGUCACCGGAACUAUUCAAAAUCAUUCGCAAAGAACUGAAUGUGGAAGAUUUGGUGAGUUUUUCGAUAGUUUCUACUGAAACAAGUGAUUAUAUUCAAUAAUUACAGAAGGAGUUGGAUUUUUACAAGGAAUCUGCUAUUCCACAAUAUGCAUCUGUUUAUGUUACACUUGAAACAACAUGUCCACGCUUGCCGACUGGAUUUAAUGUAGAGAAUUUUCUCUCCUUGUGGAAAAACGGAACAAUCAUGCAAAGAGAGCAACUUAAGAAGAUCAUCAGUCCAAUUAUUGCUUACGAAACCUCGUUCAAUGCCACUUUGAAGAGCGAAUCGGAAAAGCCGGGAAGAUUUUCGAAAAACAGAAUUGUGGUGUAUUCUGAAGAUAUUGUAAAAAUGCUUCAUGAUUACAAAGAGAUAACUGUGGCUCGAUAUGAUGCAUUGAUCGAAUCAUAUGAAGAUCAAGUUGCUUCUCGAAAUUUUGCCGACUUCGCUCAUUUGUUAUUCGACAUCAUUUCAUAUUCAAUUGGGUUGAUCAUUGUUGGCGCAAUCAUCAUUGUGUUCAUCUUAUUCCAAAAAGGCAAAAUCAAAUUGAAAACUCUGAAUAAGUCUUCAAUGAUUCUUUUCAUUAUUUCUUUGGUCUUUGCAUUGGGUUUGAUGGUUUAUUCAGUUCUUGGAGCAGCUGGAUUAUCUCCAUUUGGAUACGAAUGUAAAUUGUCCAGCAAUGUUCAAAAUCCAGACAAAAAAUUCACUAAUUCCGAUGAACAAAUCACAGAUCUUGGGUUUGUAUUUUUUUAAAAAAGAAAUUACAUUGAUAAAGUUUAUUUUUCAGGAAGAUUGCUGGUAGUUGUGAAAAUGGUGCGUCGAUUUUUUCAAAAACAACGCCACAUUUGAAUUUCGACGCCAUCAAACGUAGUUUGGAUGGUUUUGAAAUGGAUGUCAUCACUUUCGCUGCAAAUCUUCAAUUCAAAGGCGAUUUGAGUGGCGAAGAAAUAAUAGAUAUGAAAUCAGCAUUGGACAAGGAAAGUUUGAGACUGAAAAAAUAUCGAGACAAACCCACCUGUUUGGCAUCUGAAAGUAAAAAUAUGAUUAUUUCGAUGAUUGGAGCAUUGGAAAAUAUCAAAACUGGUUUGGAGACACUGGAAACGCGUGCAAACGAGUUGGAGAAUAAGAAUGUGCAGCCGAUUUUAUCCGCCCACAUUAAAACAUCAUUCGAUACAUUGAGAAAUGUUUCGGACGCCGCAGUGGAUUCGAUGAAUGUAAGUGAUUUAUAUUAGUUUGAAAAAGUUCCAUUCAAUGUAAAAGUUGCUUUAUUUCAGUCCCAAUUGGAUCUUGUCGAUAUUUCAUGUGAAGAAGUUGUCACAUCCGCAUGUAAUGAUCGCAUGUUCCAUCUUCUCAAAAUCAACAUUUCUGGUUGGAUAUUGUUUUUUGUAUUCGCUUUGGUUGCGCUUCUUGCCAAGUUGCUUUAUACGAUUCCAGCCAAAGAGUUUGAACAGUAUCAUGAAUUUGAAGAGGAACUCAAAUCUAUGAAAGAAGAAGUUGAAACUGCAACGAAGGCAGCCGAUGUAAGUUGGAUCAAUUUGGAGAAACAACUGAUGGUUUCAAAAUCGCAAUUUUUAUAGGAAGCAAACGAUGAUCUUGCAAAGGCUCAAGAGAAACAUGAUAAAUAUAAAAAGGUGAGAAAACAGUUUUUUUUGUUGUCAUUAUAUGAAUUAUUUUUAUAGGAAUCGAAGGAAAAACAUUCCGCUGAGAAAAAAAACGAAAGAAAGUGGAAGAGGAACUCGAAGUGACUCGAAGUGAACUCGAAGUGAGGAAAUUAAAUUUAAUUUUGGGAUUGGGGUUGAUUCACGAACAGUCAAAAAAUGGAGCGAGAUUUGGUAGAAAAAUGAGGAAUACAUGCGGCUUCGAAGCUUCUUUAAAUUGUCAUAAUUUCAAACUCCAAAAACUAACAUUUUUGAUGUUGGUGUUUCGUUCGUGAAUCAACCCCACAUUAUCCGAAGUUUAGAAAUUACGUAAUGUGUUAGUGUUGGAAGAGAAGAAAAGAAUAAGUUUGGAAAAGGCGCUUACGGUGAGAAAAUUGUUCCUUUUUUAAUCAUUCAAAGUAUUUUUAUAGAAGACAUCGAAAGAAAAAAAAGCGGCAGUCAAACGUGAAAAGGUGAGAACUCUAGCAAUUGCUAGGCGGCCAACAUUUUUUCUAUAAAAUUGGUAUUUUUGGUGUAUUGAACUUUUUUUAGGAUUUGGAAAAGAGUCUCAGUACUCUGACGAAAAAAGCAAAGAAAUCGAAGAAGAAUCAGAAAGAUGAACCAUCCACCAGUCAACCGAAAAAUGGCGAAGAUCAAAACGGCGGCGAUGGAACUGAUACACUUGCGGUGAGAUUUUGA